Molecule: messenger RNA, 294 nt
Organism: Knipowitschia caucasica
Lineage: Eukaryota; Metazoa; Chordata; Actinopteri; Gobiiformes; Gobiidae
Source: the annotation of a GenBank genome assembly
AUGAGCGAGCUGCAGGCGCCUCAUACAAUUGAAUCGACGCAGUUGUCACACUGUGUGCCGUGUUUUAAAGAGGAACUGACACAACGCCGUGCCAACAACCGGCUUUCAGGGACCAGCUCUCAGGGACCUCACGGAGAGGGAGGCUCUCAGGAACCUAACGGAGAGAGCGGUUCUCAGGGACCUCACGGAGAGAGCGGCUCUCUGGACUUCACGCUGAAACCGGCUCUCAAGGACCUCACGGUUGUUGAAGGACUGCUGCAUUAUGAGCGCUCGAGACGAGACGGAGAGAUGUGA